Cornus florida is the source of this 1389-nucleotide messenger RNA. Its product is annotated as alcohol dehydrogenase 1-like. The transcript is spliced from 10 exons. The coding region runs from base 122 to 1264 and encodes 380 amino acids. Gene Ontology annotation, molecular function: S-(hydroxymethyl)glutathione dehydrogenase [NAD(P)+] activity; zinc ion binding. The record is from RefSeq and is a predicted model, not a curated record. Gene Ontology annotation, biological process: formaldehyde catabolic process. NCBI's taxonomy places the organism in Eukaryota, Viridiplantae, Streptophyta, Magnoliopsida, Cornales, Cornaceae. Gene Ontology annotation, cellular component: cytosol.
AAUUGCCCAAUAUAACCUACACACAUAUAUUCACAUAGAUGUAGGUGAUAUACAGAGGUUUAAGGUUGGACAUUUUUAAUAGACAUUGUUAAUCUCAGAAAGCUCCUUCUUCCACAGACCCAUGUCGAGUACUGCUGGUCUUGUGAUUCCCUGCAAAGCGGCUGUUUCAUGGGAAGCAGGGAAGCCACUGGUGAUGGAGAAUGUGGAGGUGGCUCCACCACAGGCCAUGGAAGUGAGGGUCAAGAUUAAAUAUACCUCACUUUGUCGCACUGAUCUCUACUUUUGGGAAGCAAAGGGCCAGACGCCAUUGUUUCCUCGCAUAUUUGGUCAUGAAGCAUCCGGUGUUGUAGAGAGUGUUGGGGAAGGUGUAUCAGACCUCCAGAUUGGGGAUCAUGUGCUUCCAGUAUUCACUGGGGAAUGUGGAGAAUGUGGCCACUGCAAGUCUGAGGAUAGCAAUAUGUGUGACUUGCUGAGAAUAAACACAGACAGAGGAGUCAUGCUUAGUGAUGGAAAAUCUAGGUUUUCCAUAAACGGGAAACCUAUCAAUCACUUUCUUGGCACAUCCACCUUUAGUGAAUACACAGUUGUUCAUUCCGGCUGCCUUGCAAAGAUCAAUCCACUGGCACCGCUGGAUAAAGUAUGCAUACUCAGCUGUGGCAUUUCAACAGGAUUGGGUGCAACCUUGAAUGUGGCAAAACCUAAAAAGGGUUCCUCAGUUGCUAUCUUUGGAUUGGGUGCUGUUGGCCUAGCUGCUGCUGAAGGUGCAAGAAUUGCUGGGGCAUCGAGGAUCAUCGGGAUUGAUAGGAAUCCCGCAAGAUUUGAAGAAGCCAAGAAAUUUGGAGUGACUGAGUUUGUGAAUCUUAAGGACCAUGUCAGACCAGUUCAAGAGGUUAUUGCCGAGAUGACAAAUGGUGGAGUUGACAGGAGCGUGGAAUGUACUGGCAACAUUGAUGCCAUGAUUUCUGCUUUCGAAUGUGUUCACGAUGGAUGGGGCGUGGCCGUGCUUGUUGGAGUGCCCAACAAAGACGCAGUCUUCAAGACCAAGCCAAUUAAUGUGCUUAAUGAAAGGACGCUUAAAGGAACCUUUUUUGGUAACUAUAAACCUCGGACUGACCUUCCCUCUGUCGUUGAAAUGUACAUGAGCAAGAAACUGGAAGUAGAGAAGUUCAUAACCCAUCGUCUCCCAUUCUCCGAAAUCAAUAAGGCCUUCGAGUACAUGAUGAAAGGGGAGGGCCUGCGGUGUAUAAUCAGCAUGGAAGACUAGUGUUUUGGAUGGAGAAACUGAAAAACAAUAUCGUUAUAUGUAUCCUUUUAUCUUUCCAGAUGUAUUCUAAGUCUUGUUAUGAUGUAUAUGACAUAAUAUGGUUUCUAUAGUACCUUCUUUGACUA